This is a messenger RNA of Leptosia nina, 339 nucleotides long. NCBI's taxonomy places the organism in Eukaryota, Metazoa, Arthropoda, Insecta, Lepidoptera, Pieridae. The record is from the annotation of a GenBank genome assembly.
AUGACGGAGCAUGGAGGUCGCGAACAUCGCUCUAAUGAAAUUUCAUCAGAGUCCCCUCUCACCCCGAAACCCCCUGUUUUAUCACACACCCAUUUCGAAUCCUUUCUAUCUACUAUCGAUGCACGCGUGGCCGCGCGACACCGCCGGAGGCAAGGAGGCGACUGGCCCGCGGGGUGCGCCGCGCGGCAGUCGCUCGAAGCAGCCGUUGCGGGCGCGUGCUGCCGGCGCCCGCGAAGAUCCAUCGCCCUACGAGUGUUCAGAGCGAGUGACAUCCGCGAGAGACGUAAUGGUCGACCCUCGCCGCUCGCCGGUCCACCGAACCACCUAAGCGAUUUCUAG